Molecule: messenger RNA, 2197 nt
Organism: Rotaria sordida
Lineage: Eukaryota; Metazoa; Rotifera; Eurotatoria; Philodinida; Philodinidae
Source: the annotation of a GenBank genome assembly
AUUAUUAAAUAGAAAUAUGAGGAAAAAAAAGAAUUUAUUUUUAAAAAAUCAUGUUUUUUUUUUCUUACAGAAAGUAUACAAAAACUGAAUUCAAUGAUUUUGAACAUAUUGAAAAUUUCGAAAAAGGUUUUUUACUCUUAUUGGUUCCUUUUAUGAACAACUAAGAAAGUAAUAUGAAAUUCUUAUGUUACCUUGCUCGAGAACUGUACUCAUAGGAUAUUUCAUAGGAAAACAGAUUAUUUAACCAACAAAAUUAAUCAGUUGCAACAUCACAACAGGCAGUUAAUAUUCAUCAUAGUCAGACAAAUCACCUAGGUCAUCACAUCAUAUUUUGUACAUUCUUUGAAACUUGGAAAACUGCAGUCAGUCAAGGGGAUAAUUAUAAAAUCAAUGAUGAAUCAGUAAAUUAUUUAAACGAUCAGUUAUUAAUUGAUUAUGUUUGUAAAUAAAUUGUAAAAAUCAGUAAAUGUCAUUUAUUAGCAGUCGAUUAUAUUAAAGGAUCAGUAUAAAAGUUGAUAUGAUUAUAAAGUGAGUCACUUUUAUUUUUAUUUUUCUUUGGCUACAGCUGUUCUACAUAUAUUGUCGUUCUUGUGACCUACUUCUUUCAACCUAAAUAUUUUGUAAAUAGGAAGAAUCAUUAUUUUAAUUCGUAUUCAGAGGCGGCAGGAAGAGGUCAAAGCAGGAGAAGGGUACUUUCGAAAAAUGGGAAGAAAUGUGAAAAAAAUAUUUCCAACUUCACAUUUUGAAGUAGGGUAGGCGAUUUUUUUUCUGAAGUUUUUAUAAAUUUUUCAAGUUUUCGAAAAUCGUUGAACAAAAAAAUUAAAAUUUUCAAAAUCAGAGGGCGGAUACUCUGCUUCAACCUCCCGGUCGCGCCGUCCUGAUAACAAGAGAUGGAUAACUUUUGAUCAAUUCAAAAACUCAUUUGAUAUUUGGCGUAUGGAAAUACAAAAUGAUUUUCAUUGGAAAACAUCAAAAUGCAACUGUCCAGCUUUUUUCUAAGAAUUAUAUAUGUAAACACAUUAUGGAUAUGCCUAUUCCUUUGAAGUACUGUGAACUAUCAGCAACAACGAAGGUAGUGCCGAUCGAUGAGAAAAGAAAAUGCGAGAUAGACCAGCAAAGACUAAAACUGUUUUACUAAUACAAUGAUUCAAUUUCUACUUACUCUAUGACUUUUUGAUUUAUUUUAAUUUAUAUUUAAAUAUUAAUCAAAAUUUCUAUAUGAGUUUAGUCAAAUAAAAACAAUGAAACUAAGCAAAAUAUCAUUGGGUUAUUUCUUAUGAUUCUAACCAACUUAUUCAUCACCACAUGAGUGUUUCGAGAAAAGAAUCAAAAAAAAAAUUACAUUUUUUUUUCUUGUUCUGUUUUUAAAACAAGAGAGAUUUCUUUGUUGUCACAUCGUAUACAUAUCCUUGGAAUAAAAUUGCACAAUCACUACAUUUACUUGUGACAUACAUACACAUGUAACAAACUCUCAUUCUUUCACUUGACGUCAUAAACAAACGUCAGAGAAUGAUUGUAUACACCUUCAAUAUAUCUCAUCUUAACCUUUCAUUUUAUUCUUAACUAGAAAAUUUUCAGUGAUCUAUAUCUUUAUACAUUCCAUAAUGAUAAUAACUUAUUAGAGGAAAUUAUGAUUCGUCAAAAAAUAUCAUCAAAUCCAGAAUCCAUGCAAGAAUUACAUCUUAAAUAUGGUUGGAUACCUGGAGCUGAAAGUAUUCGACCUAAUACUGCCAUCAAAGAAAAAAAGAAUAAUUACAUAACGAAUAUGUUAAAUCGCUAUGUUAGUCUUCAAGAUUUGGUACUACAUCGAUUUUUUGGAUUGCAAUUUGCUCUACAAGGUGAUUGGACUAAUUCAAGAAUGCAUGUUCCUGAUACAGAAAUAUCUUCUGCUCGACUAACUGUGGCAAAAAAUUCGAAAACUCAUGAAUUUCGAUUCGUUCCAAAUUCGUUCUCUUAUGAAGUUCCAACUGGUACAAAUCAUUAUGUUCUUUGGUUUCUUUUAAAUGGAAAUGAAAAUAUUGAUCCAAUAACACAUUCACCUAUAACUGAUGAUGAAAUUAAUUCAAGUAUUGAACAAGCACUUCGACAAUUAUUAGAUUCUAAUAAUAAUAAAUUUUCAUUUGUAUGGUAUCUCAAUCCAAAACCGACAAUUAUUUCUGAUGUUUUAUAUCAUGUACAAGUUUUUUGGAUACCUUAA